AUGGCCCCCGUCUUGCAUACUGCGGGCUCCCCGGCCCUGCGCUCCGUCGCGGCUCGCUCGGGCACAGUCCUCCGCAGCGCUGUCGCCGCCGCCGGCCCUGUCCUCGCGCGCCGUGCUGCCGAGGCCUUGUACGCCGAGACCGCGCUGCAGCAGCAUGCAUACUCGACCCGCGCCCUGGCCGCCCGCGGCCUGACCGUCAACGACACCCAAAAGGUCACGCUCGGCGUCAUCGCCGCCUACGUCGUCGCCAUCGCGCUGCUGUGGAACAUCCCCUACAUCAAGUACAUCCUGUGGCCCUUCAAGAUGCUCGUCAUCGCCUUCCACGAGUUUGGCCACGCCAUCACCGCCGUCCUGACCGGCGGCCGCGUCGUCUCCAUCACGCUCGACCCCCACGAGGGCGGCGUCACCCAGAUGAAGGGCGGCAAGGCCGCCCUCACCCUGCCCGCCGGCUACCUGGGCUCCUCGCUCAUCGGCGCCCUCCUCAUCUUCUGCGGCUUCGACAUUGUCGCCUCCAAGGUCGCCAGCUUCGUGCUCGGCGCCUGCUUCCUGCUGACGCUCUGGUGGGGCAAGCGCGACUGGCUCACCAUCGGCACCGUGCUGCUCGCCGUCGGCCUGCUCGUCGCCUUCUGGUUCAUCCAGCACGCCGAGCCGCUGCGCUUCCUCGUCCUCUUCAUCGGCGUCAUGUCGUCGCUCUACUCCGUCUGGGACAUCUGCGACGACCUGAUCCUGCGCAAGGUCAACGAGUCCGACGCCAGCGUCUUUGCCCAGCGCUACGGCGGCUCUUCGCAGUGCUGGGGCGUCGUCUGGUCCAUUGUGUCGCUCGUCUUCAUGGUCUGCGGCAUCCUGGCCGGCAUUGCCGCCUUCCCCCAGACCUUCCAGCAGCAGGAGGACGAUUCCAAGAAGUUUAUCCCGACACGCUAA
Sporothrix brasiliensis 5110 is the source of this 921-nucleotide messenger RNA. RefSeq lists its product as uncharacterized. The transcript has a single exon. NCBI's taxonomy places the organism in Eukaryota, Fungi, Ascomycota, Sordariomycetes, Ophiostomatales, Ophiostomataceae. The coding region runs from base 1 to 921 and encodes 306 amino acids. The record is from RefSeq and is a predicted model, not a curated record. Gene Ontology annotation, biological process: proteolysis. Gene Ontology annotation, molecular function: ATP-dependent peptidase activity; ATP binding; metalloendopeptidase activity.